Messenger RNA from Capsaspora owczarzaki ATCC 30864, 390 nucleotides. RefSeq lists its product as hypothetical. The transcript has 3 exons. The record is from RefSeq and is a predicted model, not a curated record. Lineage: Eukaryota; Filasterea; Ministeriida; Capsasporidae. The coding region runs from base 1 to 390 and encodes 129 amino acids.
AUGCAGCAAGUAUUUGGCCUGCUGGUUGUCGUGGUUGCCGAUGCUGCUGCCGACAAUGCUGCUGCCCGCGGCGGUGCUGCUGCCGACCAGAGACACGGUGGUGGCCAUGGCACUCGUCGCUGGCAGUGGUGGCGCGUGCCCGAGUGCCAGGUGCUGGGUGUGUUGCCCAUGGGAAACCGACAUGUGAACGAGCGACUGCGCGCCUUCCGCGAGGCUGAUGCUGCCCUUCUCGGCCUCGGUCACGACGCCAUGUGGAUGCAGUGCGCCGGGUGGUGGGUGCUGUGCGUAGCCCCGGCGUUCUCCGCGACCGAGCCCUGGGUGGACGGUGCACAUGCCCCGCUGCUGGGCGCCGCGGCGGAGCUGGCGGAGGUCCCGCUCGCCGCGAGCUGA